Molecule: messenger RNA, 718 nt
Organism: [Candida] anglica
Lineage: Eukaryota; Fungi; Ascomycota; Pichiomycetes; Serinales; Debaryomycetaceae
Source: the annotation of a GenBank genome assembly
AAAUAUAUUUGAAUACGCUUAAAGGAGUGUAAGGGAAUAUGGUAGAGGGAACCACCGUUGAGAGAGAGGGCACUGAAACCUCUAAACCAGUAUUUGGUGCUACUGGACGUAAAAUUAUCUAUGAUAAAGAUGGAAAACCAUGUCGUUCAUGUAACUCACUCUUAGACUUUAAGCUGGCUAUGGGAGUCCCAUCAACACCAAAGCAACCAGUAAAGAAACCUGAAAUCGUUGAAAAAUCUAAGGUUUUGCCACCAACUAAUCGUGCUUGUCCUCCAGAUGUUGAAGAAAUUGGUAAGUCAAGUUGGACAUUACUCCAUGCCAUAGCAGCUACAUAUCCUGAAGCCCCCACAGAUAAACAACAAACUGAUAUGAAACAAUUUGUUAAGCUCUUUGGUAAUUUCUAUCCAUGUUGGUAUUGUGGAGAAGAUUUUGUAAAGUACACCAAAGUUAAUGAACCAAAAGUGGCAACUCAAGAUGAUUUUGGAAAAUGGCUUUGCGAUGCCCACAAUGAAGUCAACGUUAAACUUGGAAAGGAGAAAUUCGACUGUAAUUUGUGGAAACAACGAUGGAAGGAUGGAUGGAAAGAUGGAAGUUGUGAUUAGACACGAAAUAUAACACUUGUAAAUAAAUAAAAGAACUGAACUUUUCAUGUAUAUAUACAAAUAUACAUAUAUAUAUAUAUCUAUUUUUAUGUAUCUUAUUAAGAUAGCGUAUCCUA